GGAGCAGCGGCGGGUGGAGACACAUGCGCGCUGCUUGCCGCCGCCGCCGCAGUCCUUAGCUUCCCGGGGACAGGAAACCCUCGAGACCGAGCUGCUACUGCCUCCUCUUCGCCCGCCCCCUCUUCCGCGCGCCUGCCACACCCUCCUCCUCUUCUUCCAGCAUCUUUCGGUGGAGCGCUGCAGGGAAUCGGUCCGAGGUGCCGACUCCCCCUCCCGGGGAAGAGCUGUGACCCCUCCGCAGGAGCGGCGGGGCGGGGUUGGGGGGGCGGGAGAAGAUGGCGACGCUGGGAAGCGAACCCCAACCUUUCGUCUCUGCCCUCUCGGUGGCUACUCUUCACCCACACCAUCAUCCCCACCACCACCAUCACUAUCAGCACCACGGAGGAACCGGAGCCAACAGCGGGGUUGCGGGAGGCAGCAGUGGCAGCAGUGGGGGCUUCAACCUGCCCUUGAACCGGGGGCUGGAGCGCGCGCUGGAGGAAGCGGCCAACUCCGGGGGGUUGAACCUCAGCGCCAGGAAAUUGAAGGAAUUUCCCAGGACUGCGGCUCCCGGGCAUGACCUCUCGGACACGGUGCAGGCAGAUUUAUCUAAAAACAGACUGGUUGAAGUUCCAAUGGAAUUGUGCCAUUUUGUGUCACUGGAAAUUCUUAAUCUGUAUCAUAAUUGUAUCAGAGUCAUUCCUGAGGCCAUCAUUAAUCUGCAGAUGCUGACUUACUUAAACUUGAGUCGAAAUCAGCUGUCCGCCCUGCCCGCCUGCCUGUGUGGUCUGCCUCUCAAAGUCUUAAUUGCAAGUAACAACAAGCUUGGAUCACUACCAGAAGAGAUAGGUCAGCUCAAACAGUUAAUGGAGUUGGAUGUCAGCUGCAACGAGAUCACAGCCUUGCCCCAGCAGAUAGGUCAAUUGAAAUCUCUACGAGAACUGAAUGUCAGAAGAAAUUACCUUAAAGUUUUACCACAAGAACUAGUAGAUCUUCCCUUGGUAAAGUUUGACUUUUCCUGCAAUAAAGUGCUCGUGAUUCCCAUUUGUUUUAGAGAGAUGAAGCAGCUGCAAGUAUUACUACUUGAGAAUAACCCUUUGCAGUCUCCUCCAGCACAGAUUUGCACAAAGGGCAAAGUGCACAUAUUCAAGUAUCUAAGCAUACAAGCAUGUCAGAUUAAGACAACCGACUCCCUGUACCUCCACACCAUGGAGAGGCCGCAAUUACACCAGCAGGUGGAAGACAGCAAGAAGGAUUCUGACUCAGGCGUUGGAAGUGAUAAUGGAGAUAAACGAUUAUCUGCCACAGAGCCUUCUGAUGAAGACACUGUUAGCCUCAAUGUGCCAAUGUCAAAUAUCAUGGAAGAAGAACAGAUCAUCAAGGAGGACUCUUGCCAUCACCUUAGUCCAGUAAAAGUAGGUGAAUUUCAUCAGGAAUUUCAACCAGAGCCUUCCCUUGUGGGUGACAAUGACAACUCAGGAGAAGAAAGAGACCAAUUUACCCAUGGAACAGAUGUUCUGCACUCAGAAUUUAUAAACUGUAUUAAGGAUAGGGCAGAGGCCUGUGAAGAACUGUUACGGAUAGAAGAGGACACACACUGGCAACCCGAGGGAAUAAUGAGUUCAUCCAAAGACCAGGACACGGACAUAGCAAUGAUUGAACAGCUGAGAGAAGCAGUGGAUUUGCUGCAAGAUCCAAACAGAUUAAGCACAGAUAUUACAGAGAGAAGUGUUGUAAACUUUUAUCCUAAGGAAUCAGCAGAAGCCUUAGAAUUACAAGAUUCUACACUAAAUGGUCAAAUACAGCUGGAGACCUCUCCGGUAUAUGAGGUGCAAAAUGAUCUAACAUUACAGAGUAAUGGGAGCGAGUAUUCUCCAAAUGAGAUUAGAGAGAACGCCCCUGCCAUCUCUCCUACCACCAACAGUACAGCUCCGUUUGGCCUGAAGCCCCGAUCAGACCCAGCCCUCACUCUUCCUCCUAUCUCCUUCAACAAACUUACACAGGCACAAACAUGGGACAACUCUAGCUACAGUGUUCCAUCUGAAGGAGACAGUGACAAUGUGUUUCUAAGACCUCAGAGAAAUUUGGAAUCUAUAGACCCACAGUUUACAAUUCGGAGGAAAAUGGAACAGAUGAGAGAAGAAAAAGAACUGGUGGAACAACUUCGUGAGAGCAUCGAGAUGAGGCUCAAGGUCAGCCUGCAUGAGGACCUGGGGGCUGCGCUCAUGGAUGGGGUUGUCCUCUGCCAUCUGGUCAAUCACAUCCGCCCGCGGUCUGUCGCGAGUAUCCACGUCCCCUCACCAGCAGUGCCCAAACUUAGCAUGGCCAAAUGCAGAAGAAACGUGGAAAACUUUUUGGAAGCAUGCCGGAAAUUAGGAGUACCAGAGGCUGACCUCUGCUCUCCGUAUGACAUCCUGCAGUUGGAUUUUCGUCACAUUCGAAAGACUGUUGACACUCUGCUGGCACUUGGGGAGAAACCCCCACAACCAACUUCUGCCCUCCGCUCCAGGGAUCUUAUAAGCUUCUGUCUUGUCCAUAUUCUCUUUAUAGUGCUGAUCUAUAUCACUUACCGCUGGAAUGUUCUGUCUGCAUAACGUCUGCAUGUGCAUCCAAAGCACUGUGCUUUGUCACCCAGAUCCAUUGCGGGGUCCUUCCUCCAUCUGAGCUUUUGCUUUGCAAACGUCCAUCCCUAUUAUCUCUUCAGUAAUCUCUCGAGUUUGAAGCUGAACAUUUUCAAAAGCACAGACUUUAUAUUAGGUUGGUGCAAAAGUCAUUGCGGUUUAACAAGUUAGAAAUAAUUGCAAAAACCGCAAUUACUUUUGCACCAACCUAUACAAUGCUGUUCCCAUUACGUAACUUUUCUCACUCACUGGAAAACAGUGACAACAAAGUGUAUUCAUACCUCAGGCUUCCUCAUUCACGUGGUGCCAGCAGCAGUGCCAUGCAGUUCCUCUUCUGCCUCCCCCAGUGAGCUUCACUGCCCUGGGGAGAGGGGAAGAAGGUUUCAGAACAGGAGCAAAAGGGAUUUAUCAUAUGGAAAUCUUUUCUUUGCAGUAUGUAAGUGGAAUCCUACCUAAUUCAGGACUGGGCAAUUGAGCUAUAGAGGGACCGCCUUGCAGAGGAGACAGAAAAUCAGCAUUUUGGCCCAAUUUGGUCUAUAAAAAAUCUAUUGACCAAGUUGAAAAAUACUAUCUGGAGAAUGACUGCUUUGCUGGCCAUUUGAUUGGAUGCUUCCGUUUCCUGCAGUGGGAGCUGUGAGGGGCAGCAGGGAGGGUUGCCGCCCCUUCUACUCUGAGCCAGUCCCUCUGCCCUGAGCCAGACCCUCUGCCCUGCUGCAUGAGACAAAGCUGCGCAGAAGGGAUGCUGAGGAAGGAAGGGGCCAUCACUGUUAGAGCGCCCCCUGGAGGAUUUGCUUGCACACCAAUUUUGUGUUUUUACUUCUUACUCCUGUGAGCCUCUGUUCUGAGGCUCUUAGAAAAGAAUUUUCCCGAAGAGAUUUCUAUUUUUAAAUAAUGUAAUAGGUCAUUUUGCCUUUUGCUACAUCCCAUCAUAAUAUCGGGUCCAGAAUGUGAUGGAUUUGACUGUGUUCGUUUUCAAAUAAAGCCACGAGUCCUGGAACAUUCUUGGUCCUGGGGCUUGGGUUACUAUGGCAGGAGCUAAUAAUAAUAAGAUUGUUCUUAUUUUAGAAGAAUGUAAUUUCUCUAAUGAAUCGAAAUUUCCAUUUAACCUUUGUUUUCAAGUGACAUUAGCAAGCUGCUUUUAUUUUUAAGUAAGCUUAAGGGAUUAUAUAUUAACUAUAUCAGCUUUGGAGCAACGUGGUCAGUUUGUAAUUAAAAGAUAAAACCAAUAGAAUCCUAUCUAAGCCAAAAUAUUUCUGGUUUUGGGAUGUCCUUUUUCCUAACAUGCGAAGGCCCUGCUUCAAGGUUAAGAGCGUCUCCCCUAUGCUUCAUUCUACAUCUGUGCCAAAUAUUGUUUCUUAAAUUGGGGAGCUGAUGGAGUUAAGUUCCUCAGAUAAAUUUCUAGUUUAGUGAGAUGCAGGUGGUCUUCAUAGAUGGCUACUAAGAAGAUAAUUUUAUUUUUCUGAACAUUUCCAUGAAUCCAGGCAGGCUAUUUGAGAAUGUGGAAAACCCACAUAGUUAGAAGAGUAUAGUUAUAAAGAUUCUUUGUUGCUAAAUCAGCUCAGAUUUUCUAAUAGGAAACAUUCUUUACAAGAUAAUAUCUUGAGUUAACUGAGCUUUUCCGCUUGAUUUUGUAUUGAUUGGUGAAAUACAGGGUAUAUGGAAGUUAUUGAAUUAACCUCAGUUGUGUAUAAAUAACUUGCAGAUGUACUAAAUUGCCUUUGGUGCUAUCUUGUAUUCUUCAGUCUGUAACACAAUAAAAUCCCUUUUUACAGUGUCAAAUGAGCACCAUGAGCCAUAAGUUGCCUAAUAAACACAUUUUGGGUGAUUAUUCCAAGUUUUUAUCAGCUCACCGAUGCAUUUAUUUGUGCGCAGCCAGAGUAGUGCUCAGCAUUUCCGUGCAUCUCUGCAGUGCAUCGAGGCUCCCCGUUAAUGAUGGCCACUGUUGUUUUUUUGUUUUUUGUUUUCUGUUUUCUUUAUGGGGGGGGACAAAGGAGGAGAACAGAGAGGACUCACUGGGUGGCCAUCUGAAAGAAAAUUCUAUCAAUAAAAACUGAGUAGCACAGUCAUGUGAGAUCAGAUUUAAUUUUUAGUGUUGACUUGAUAUUUUCUAGCUAUGUUCAUAUUUCAGUUCUAGUGGCCAAAGUAUUCUUUGGACACACUUCAUUUCUCAUGCCUUUACUGUAUCUGUACCCUAAUGUGCCGCUCCUCUUGGGAUCUGUUGGAUGGUAUUUUUUCAUCAAAUAGUAUGGUAGCUAGCAGAACACAAUUAAUUUAGCCCUUUAGGCAAACCUUUGAGUGAACUCUCUUGCCGAUUGUCAAGCCAUUAAUUUCCAUUUAGAAUAUUAAGCCUCUCCAUGGUUCUUCCCCAAGGUACCCAUGCACCAGCUCACAUUGCUAGCAUAAUGCUGCCAUCGUAGCGUGACGGGAUACCUGGCUAAUCAACUUGUCAUCUGAGAGGGAGUCAGGGAUUUAGUUGUGUGAUUUGUAUGUGCAUACUAAAUCUCCUUCCUCUUACAAGAAAGGCUAUUUUUACCACAUUUCCUUCCAAUGCCUGCUAAAAAGAACCAAAUAUUAUUUUACAUUUUCUUUUUGAAAUAGAAAGAUCUAUUUGAAAUAGUAAGUUCUUUUUCUCCAGUUCUUUCAAUUGGUGGCAACUCACCACUCAGUGUGAAGAGUCCCACAGUGUGUAAGACGUAACUCAUUUCUGUUAGUUCCCUCUAUUUAUGGAUUUGUGUUUUGUAUGCAGCUCACUGUCCUCCAGGAGAGACACAUGAAAUGGGGCUAGUGAAAAGGGGCCCUGCAGAACUCAAAAGUAAUAUAACUGAGUAGGACUUUCAUCAAUGAGACUAGAUAAAUAAAGACACUUGAUAGCCUGAUGCCAUUUGUUCAUGAGUAAGGAAUUAAAUUUAGUGCACGGUGGUUUGGGUUGUCUCUCUAUAAUCCAUGCCUAUCUCUGUCAUAAGGACAAAAAGUCAUAAGGAUAAAAGAUGUUUCACCUUCAGGGUAAAAGUAAUGGACAAUGGAUUAAAAUUUCAGGAACCUAAAAGGAGUUUGGAUAGGUGAAAAAUAUUUUAAUAUGGUUUUAUUUAGGAGAUUUGCUUUUUAAAAUUAGGCUUCAGAUUUUGAAAUUAGUUCCCAAUAAACAAUCAGGUAUAUAGACUGUGUGCUUUUUUUUUCUUUAAGACUAUCAGGAUCUAGUUCCUUGGAUUUUCACUAGAAUUUCGCUUAUGCUUGUGUUCAUUUUUUCAUUCCUCAGCUAUUGAAUGAGCACUCUUGUUCAAGGCCCCACAGCAGGCCCUGGGGGUAAAAUGAUGACCAUGGCACAUAGUCCUGUGCUCAAAAAGCCACAGUCUAGACCAGGAGUCAGCAAACUUGUUCUGUAAAGUGCUAGGUAGUAAAUAUUUUAGGUUUUGAGGCCCAGACAGGUUCUGUUAAGACUGCUUUGCCAUUGUAGUAUGAAAGCAGCCAUAGACAAUUUGUAAAUGAGCUGGGGUGGCUGUGUUGCAAUAAAACUUUAUUUACAAAAACAAGCUAUGGGUUGGAUUGGCUUGCAAGCUGUAGAUUUUGGACCCUUGUUCUAUUGGAUGUAGUGGACAAAUAGGAAUUUGGUAUAUAUAAUAAGGCCCUGUGGUAGAUUGGGUACAAGAUUCUGGACCUGAUCUGAUGGGACCUGAGUAGGUGGUCUAUGAAACCUACCAGGAAUUGUGAUGUUUGUUUACACUGAGACCUAAAAGAUGUGUAGGAAUAGCCAGAUGAAAGGGUUACAGGUUAGGGAGGUGAGAAAAGGGGCAGAUGUGUGUGGAGAAUGAAGUGUUCUAGAGAGAGGAAGGACUAGAACGCAGUGUGGCCAGAAAGCAAAGAAUCAAGAGUGACCAGAAGUCUUCUCUGUCUGUAAGAGUUUGACAUGGUCUUCAUUUUACAUUGGGAAAAACUGGCCCUCCGAGUGCUUAUGUGGCAAAGCAGGACUGUGAAGCUCUCAUGUUAAACUAAUGCAGAUGGUUUUGUUUUAAGGUUCAAUCAAUUUUGUACCAAGAAUUUACAUUUUAGAAACAGACUGAACAAGGUGAACUGUGCUGACAUUAUUGACUUCAUUGUUUUUUCAGCAGCUGGCCUAGAAGGAGGCCUAUAGCUGUUUGGGAGCAUUAAGAGACUGUAGAGACAGGAGAGCCAGGCAGUGGACAUGGCGGCAACCUGCCUGCUCCCACGUGGCGUUUUCUGCCAGGAUGAGAUGUCUAUGAAGAGAAGCCAAAUGAACUGAGUGGCAGAGCUAAUGUCUUUCAUCAAAUUGAGGGUUCUCUGACCCCCUCCUGACUUUGAAUGUGUUGGGUCUUGCCUGGAUAAGACUCUGAGGGUCCAGAGCCUCUUCUGGUCUCAUGGCACAAGAUGGAACAUACUCACUUGUUGAUCAAGGAUAUUAUGGGAAGCAGCAUGAUCUCUGGAAGGAGCCCAAGCCCUAAGAUGACACAUGUUCAAAUCCUGGUUCCAGUACUUAACCAGCUGUGGGACUUGAGCAAAGUUACUCAAACUCUUUACAUCUCAGUUUUCUUGUCUGUAAAAUAAAGAUAUUAUAUUAACUUACAAGGUUGUCAUAAAGAAAUAACCAAUCAAGUCUGCAGCGUUGGUGCCAGGCAUGUAGGAGGUGCCAGAAGUCUUUCUAAGGUAGCAUUUAGUCUUUGUCGUUUGCCUGCCUUUCCAGCCCUAUUUGCUGUGGUUCCGAAGAAAGGUGGGUGAGGGGAUGUGAGUGAACCUUGUUGAUUCCACUACUGGAGAAAAAAAGCACAAAGCGUGAGUUCUUCAGAGGGGGUCAGAAGCAUGAUUUUUUAUGUAAGACAGUACUUUAUGACUCUGUGCUUUAAAAAAAAACAACAAGAGAAGCUCUAUGCUAGAACAGUCUGCUGCCAUAUUCUCAAGGAAAAGUCAUUAGGAUUCUCUAACAUUGAUAUUUAAAUGCAUUUAAGGUCAGUGUAAAUAUACAGUCAUCUUAGCUUUAAGUCUACUAUGGCUCUUUUCUGUCAUUUCUCAACCAGCUAUAAAUCUACAGCAAUUCCUUCCCCAUUCCAAAUCCUAGCUCACUUCAGGACUCCCCCUCUGUGGCAGGACUAGUGUGAUAGAAAACUGCCUCUGGCCGUCCUCAUUACCCUCCUCAUUUCUGGCUGGCUCCCCUUUCUCAUCCUGCCAACCAGCACUUCAACUCGUGAUUCCCAUCAGUCUUCACCCCAGUCCUGUUAUAAAAUAACCAGAACUGCCAUGUUUUUAUAGGGUUUCUAUUAUCUUAUGCUAGUCGUCUUAGGUACCUCCAACCCCAUCAAAAUAAUCUGAGGGUACCUCUGGGUUUCUUCAGGAGGACAGAAGGACAGGAGAAAGGCAUUAAGGAUGUACGUGGUACCUUGCCAUGUCUUCUAUUUGCUCCUCUCUGCCAGCUGUAAGGGCGGAGGGCAGAAUCUUGAACUCUACACCUGGUUUAGGAAUGAGGAAACCAGGAAGGUGAGAAAUGCUGGUUGGAAAAAUAAAGGCCUGGGAGAGACGAUAACCUUAAGCUAACUCAGUCUGUGAGCCCUGUAAGCAAGAGGCUGAGGUCUCAAUUCCUUCCCCUUCCUGUCUCUAUGGAGCCCCAUCUCCUCCCUACCAUGACCUCUCGCUUAGAACUUCUACAGACCACUGGCAUCAUUAAUGAGACUGGGGCACUUGUUAAUGGAGACCUAUGCCGUCUCCAACAGGACUUAGGAUAAGGCAGCAGCCUCAUAAAAGCCAUGUUGUACGUAGAGAUUAAGCCUUGUGGAAAUAUUAGUGUUAGAAUUCAGGAACAUUCGGAAUUACACAUAAGUAAACACUGAGGUCGGGAAGUAAAAUGCCUUGUUCAAAAUACCUUGGACAUAUCCCUCAUUGUUAAAUUUCUAUUUGUGUUCCUUGCCUAGUGUUCUGUCAGUCUCUUAAUAGUUUUUCUCACUGAUUUGUUGAGCUUAUGUGUCAUAUAAAGCCCUUGUAAUUUGAUGCAAAUACUUUUUUUACAGUUUGCUUAUCUUUUAAUUAAUGUAGGGUUUUGUUAACACACACAUUAAACUUCUAGGUAAUCGAUUGUUUUCAUCUUUUGCCUUGUGGCUUUUUUCCCAUUUUUAGCUAAGAAAAUCCUUCUGCAUAUAUUUAUAAAGAAAAUACUAAAUAUUCAUCUAUAUUUUAUUAGAAGUUUUUUUAAAAAACAACAGUUAACUCUUUAAUUCAUUUCAAAUUGAUUUUAGCAUAGGGUGAAAAUGGAAGAUUUUAUUUUUCCCCUAUGUGAUGCCUUGUACCAGGAGCUUAACCAUAAUUAGUCGCCAUUUAUAAUUUCCUACCAAGCCAGAUGUUGACGUGGGUACUUUGGGGGACAGAAGAAAGAGAAAAGCAUCCCUGCCCUGGUGGAACCAGCCUGAGCAAUGAAAUGCCAGAUUGAGGUACUUCACAAGCCUGUGGUGUCAGGAAAGGAUGCACACUGACAUCUGGCUGUGGCACCAGGAGGAAGCACCAUCCAUCCUGGCCUAGUGCACAGUGGACAACAACUCACAACUCAGAUAGAACCUCGCAUCCUUUCUCAGGUUG
Molecule: messenger RNA, 9173 nt
Organism: Rhinolophus ferrumequinum (greater horseshoe bat)
Lineage: Eukaryota; Metazoa; Chordata; Mammalia; Chiroptera; Rhinolophidae
Gene: LRCH1
Product: leucine rich repeats and calponin homology domain containing 1
Exons: 20
Coding region: 276-2573 (765 amino acids)
Molecular function (GO): protein binding
Source: RefSeq, a predicted model, not a curated record